CCCGGUUGCCGGGGUGACGGCGGCGGCGGCGGCGGCGGCGGCGGCGGCGGCGGCGGCAGAGACAGUCGGGCCGGUGGGCUCGGCUCGGGGCCGGUUGCUGCGCAGCAGACAGCUGCCACCGGCAGGCCCCGGUGAGGUUGGGGCGUCUUCGAGGCCGUCGCUUGGUCUGUGCUGGCGCCCGGUGUUGCAGCGAGUGCCUCGCCUUCGCUCUCCCGCAGAGACUUGCUGUGGACUCAGCAGCAGCACCCAGGAUGGGGGACAUUCUGGCUCAUGAAUCUGAACUGCUUGGACUCGUGAAGGAGUAUUUAGACUUUGCUGAAUUUGAAGACACCCUGAAGAUAUUUUCGAAAGAAUGCAAAGUCAAAGGGAAGCCGCUGUGCAAGGCGGCGGGCGGCUCCUCGAGGGACUCCCGGCCGCUGGUCAUUCAGAGGGACCUGCUGGCGGCCUUCGACAGUGGACACCAGAAGGUGUUCUUCGACCUGUGGGCCGAGCACGUGCCCCGCGCCAUGCGUGAUGGCGACGCCCUGGCCCAGAAGCUGGAGUUCUACCUGCACAUCCACUUCGCCAUCUACCUGCUCAAGCACCACGUCGGGAGGCCGGACAAAGAGGAGCUGGACGAAAGGAUCUCCUACUUCAAGACCUACCUGGAGAGCAGGGGGGCCGCGCUGAGCCAGACGACGGAGUUCCUCCCGUUCUACGCGCUGCCCUUCGUCCCCAACCCCCGGGCGCACCCCGCCUUCAAGGAGCUCUUCCAGGAUUCCUGGACUCCAGAGUUGAAGGUGAAGCUGGAGAAGUUUCUGGCAAUGAUCUUUAAAGCCAGUAGCACUCCGAAGCUCUUAACGUUAUACAAGGAGAAUGGACAGAGUAACAAAGAAGCCUUGCAGCAGCUCCACCAGCAGCUGGCGGAGGCGGAGCGCAGGGCCAUGACCUACCUGAGACGCUGCAACAAGAUCCAGGCCGACUACCACAACCUCAUCGGGGUCACGGCCGAGCUGGUGGACUCGCUGGAGGCCACAGUCAGCGGCAAGAUGAUCACCCCCGAGUACCUGCAGAGCGUCUGCGUCCGGCUCUUCAGCAACCAGAUGCGGCCCAGCCUGGCGCACAGCGUGGACUUCACCAGGCCCGGCACGGCUUCCACCAUGCUGCGAGCGUCCUUGGCGCCUGUGAAACUGAAGGACGUGCCCUUGCUGCCCUCCCUGGACUACGAGAAGCUGAAGAAGGACCUGCUGUGGGGCAGCGACCGCCUGAAAGCCUUCCUGCUGCAGGCGCUGCGCUGGCGCCUGACCACGUCCCACCCCGGGGAGCAGCGGGAGACGGUCAUGCAGGCCUACGUCAGUAACGACCUCCUGGACUGCCACAGCCACGGCCAGAGGACGGUGCUCCAGCUGCUGCACUCCCCGAGCGAGGUGGUGCGCCAGUACAUGGCCCGGCUGCUCAACGCUUUCGCCUCCCUGGCCGAAGGUCGCCUCUACCUUUCGCAGAGCCCGACAGUGCUGCGGAUGCUGGAGGAGAGGCUGAAGGAGGAGGACAAGGACCUCAUCACCCGGGAGAAUGUUCUAGGGGCCUUGCAGAAGUUCAGUCUCAGGCGCCCGCUGCAGACGGCCAUGAUCCGCGACGGCCUCAUCUUCUGGCUGGUGGAGCUGCUGCGGGAGCCCGACGGGCUGUCGGACUACACGCUGGAGUACGCCGUGGCCCUGCUCAUGAACCUCUGUCUGCGCAGCGCAGGGAAGAGCGUGUGCGCCAAGGCGGCCGGCCUCGUGCUGAAAGUUCUCUCGGACCUGCUUGGCCACGAAAACCACGAGAUCCAGCCCUACGUGAACGGAGCCCUGUACAGCGUCCUCUCCGUCCCGUCCAUCCGAGAGGAGGCCCGGGCCAUGGGCAUGGAGGACAUCCUGCGCUGCUUCAUCAAGGAGGGCAGCCCGGAGAUGGUGCGCCAGGUGGAGUUCAUCCUCCGGCAGCUCGGCUCAGAAGAGCCCCUGGACGGCGACGUUGAAUCUGAUGAUGAGGAAGACGAAGAUGAAGAACAGGAGGACCACGACACCAUGGAGGCCGACCUGGACAAGGACGAGCUGAUCCAGCCCCAGCUCGGGGAGCUCGCGGGGGAGAAGCUGCUGACCACCGAGUACCUGGGCAUCAUGACCAACACAGGCAAGGCGAGGCCGAAGGGGCCGGCCGACGGGCGGUGGAGCCGGGACGAGCCCCUGCGCCGGCCCGUGACCCCCGGCGGACACAGGAGCGGGGGCCCCUCGUUCCAGGACUGUCCGGCGUCUCCUCAGACGGCGCGACACCCCAGAAACGGCUACUUCCCGGCACUGCCCCCCACCCUUCUCCCCGCCUACAAGGGGGGUGAGCCCGGGGCCCCCCCGCCUCGCGUGUCCUCCUCACCCGCCUUCCACGCCAGGCCCGGGGAGUGGGUGCCUGCCGGACGCCAGGGCCAGCCGAGGGAGGCGCCCCGGGAGCCGGGGGGCGCCGAGACCACCAGGGACUUGGCGUCGGCCUUCCCCCGAAAGCCCCGGACCCCCCGGACGCCGGAGAUCCUGGACCUGAACCCACCCAAGGCCAAGGCGUCGGCCCCGGCCCCUCAGUUCUCCUCGUGGGGGCCCCAGCAGGCCGGCCGCCCCAGCUCCACCCCCUCCCUCAGGGGCCUGCACAGCAGCCCGCCCCACAGGAAGUGAGGCCGCAGCUGCAGGGGCAGAUGCGCAGAGGCCAGGCACAGUGGACACCACAGUGGACCGUCCGCCGUCCUCGCCCCGACCUCAGGCAGACCAGAGACCCGGCGGCACCUCCUGGUCCCACAGUCUGGGCUCGGCGCCUGGGGUGCAGGCCCACCUGCUCGGCCCUUGGCCCCCUCCACCAUGAAGUCCCCCCCGGCCCCUCACAAGGUGGGGCCCCUCUGGGGCCGUGUCGUGCCCCAGGAAGGAGAUCUCUGCAGCCUGCGUGGCCAGAAGCACCCCCAGCCCCCAGGGGACAGCAUCUGAACUCCACUAAAUACUUUGAAAUAAAAUACUUUCGUCUA
Sorex araneus (European shrew) is the source of this 3016-nucleotide messenger RNA. It is a transcript of the gene ARMC9, whose product is annotated as armadillo repeat containing 9. Gene Ontology annotation, molecular function: protein binding. Lineage: Eukaryota; Metazoa; Chordata; Mammalia; Eulipotyphla; Soricidae. Gene Ontology annotation, cellular component: centriole; ciliary tip; ciliary basal body. Gene Ontology annotation, biological process: cilium assembly. The transcript is spliced from 25 exons. Bases 252 to 2675 code for a protein of 807 amino acids. The record is from RefSeq and is a predicted model, not a curated record.